UCUGACGCAACGGUCACGUGAUGAUGCGUACAGUGUACUGGCACGCUGCUGUUGAAGCUAAAAUGAUGGCCAUAUUGAGAUAUUAAGGUCAGUUAUAGUAAUUUCCAAAUCAGAGGCUCAUGACAUGAAUGUGUCUGCUACUGGGACUUUAUUAUUAAGGUCGCAAUGUACUCAUCGCGGGACGAAGGCGCUUCCACUGAUCAUCUUCACCUGUAGCCGCUUGCACAACACUGGACAAGCACCCAAACAAGCUAACCAAACGAAGAGGGCCAGCUUUAGCCCCUCCUCCAGCUCAAAGCAUGACUGGAUUGGCCCGGCAGACCGCCUGUCAAACCUGCGGCCAAUCAUCUACCACAUACCUGAGAAUGAAACUCCCUUGGAGCGAAGACUCAGGCACCUGCGGCAGGAGACCGAAGACUGGAACCAUCAGUUCUGGGCCAAUCAGAACAUCACGUUCAACAAGAAGGACGACUACGUGCUGACGCAGCUGCAGGCCAAAGGCCAGACGGAGCGAGAUGAGAAAGGGAAGCCGCGCACUCUGUCCAGUGAGGAAAUGGCGGUGUUCUACAAACACUUCCUGGACAAGAACUUCAAAAGGCAUGCCGACUACAACAGAGAAUGGUACAAGCGGAACUUCACCAUCACGCUGCUGAUGGCACGUGUGGCUCUAAUCAGGACCUGGAGACGGCUGAGGGGGGGCGGACCUGCUGCCUGAACCACACACACACACACACACACACACACACACACACACGCUAGCCCAUCUACACAUUCUGUAUGAACAGCCCCUGCCAACCCACCAAGGAACCGCUCUGUAUGACGCUUCACUCCUGUCCAAUGAGAAUGCAUUUGAAGAAGUUUGAAGAACAAGGAAAAACGAGAUGUCGGAACAGCUGCCCAGACCCGCAUCGCCCGUCAACGUGUGUGUGUGUGUGUGUGUGUGUGUGUGUGUGUGUGUGUGUGUGUGUGUGUGUGUGUGUGUGUGUGUGUGUGUGUGUGUGUGUGUGUGUGUGUGUGUGUGUGUGUGUGUGUGUGUGUGUGUGUGUCCUUCUGCAGCCCUUCUGGCUGGAGGCCUUUUGCAUGUUUGACUGUCAGAUGACAGAUAUGCUGAUAUGCUUGAGUUGACUCAGAUAUGUCACCUGAGUGUGUGUGUGUGUACCUGAGUGUGUGUGUACCUGAGAGUGUGUGUGUGUACCUGAGUGUGUGUGUGUGCCUGAGUGUGUGUGUGUG
Messenger RNA from Sardina pilchardus (European sardine), 1230 nucleotides. RefSeq names its product cytochrome c oxidase assembly factor 8. The coding region runs from base 125 to 715 and encodes 196 amino acids. Lineage: Eukaryota; Metazoa; Chordata; Actinopteri; Clupeiformes; Clupeidae. Gene Ontology annotation, cellular component: mitochondrion. The transcript has 5 exons. Gene Ontology annotation, biological process: intrinsic apoptotic signaling pathway. The record is from RefSeq and is a predicted model, not a curated record.